Molecule: messenger RNA, 2131 nt
Organism: Toxoplasma gondii ME49
Lineage: Eukaryota; Apicomplexa; Conoidasida; Eucoccidiorida; Sarcocystidae
Product: methionine aminopeptidase
Exons: 7
Coding region: 683-1933 (416 amino acids)
Biological process (GO): proteolysis
Molecular function (GO): metalloaminopeptidase activity
Source: RefSeq, a predicted model, not a curated record
UCGAAACGGAACAAAGGAGAGAGGAAAAUCUCUGCUCGCUCGGCGACAUUCUCGAAGCCUCUCUCUCACGCCUGCUCCGUUCCCAGAGCUUUCGCGCGGCGCAUGCGUCGUGUAUGUACACUGCAAGUCGCCCACGGCUUUGACGCUCGCGGCAACGGGCGAAACACUUGGGAGAGGCCGGAAAAAGCUUCUUUCGGCUUUUCUGAGGGUCUCUUGCUUUCUUCAGAACCGACGUUGUCUUGUUCGUCGCCUCUCGGUUGUCCACGUUGACUUCUUCUCGAGUCCAGCCUCGCGGGAGAUACACGCUCGAUUCUUCUGACUCGGCUGUCUCCUGAUCCUGAUCCGUUCUUCCGCCCUUUUAUCUUUCUUUAUCUUUCCUCUUUUUCCUCUCCAGUCUUCUGACUCUGCCUACCUUUCUUGUUGGCUUCGCAGCCUCCCCUCUCCAAUCUUCAGAGGCCUUUCUCUAAGCCUUCCCGCUCGCGGUGGCUGCUUUUUGUCUGCUUUUUGUCUGCUUCCCUUCGCUACUCGCUACUCGGCGUCUUCGCGGUCUCGCCUCUCUUUGCUCCGGCCUCCGGUUUCUGCUCCGUCGUCGGCCUUGCUUCUCGCUUCGCUCUCCUCUCUGCACUCCUCUUCUCUUUGUCUCGGUUUCCCGCCGUUCCUCCUCCCUUCGCUCGCCGGGAAGAUGGUGGACACUGCCGCUUCUGCAGACUCCGCGCGGGCGCCAGGCGACCAGGUGCGUUGCGAAGGAUGUGCAAGAGAGGUGAAGCCUGAGCUGCUCUGUCCGACCUGCGUCAAACUCGGCAUUCAGAGCAGCUACUUCUGCUCGCAAAGCUGCUUCAAGGAGAACUGGAAGAAACACAAAGACGUCCACGCCGUCUUUAAGCUCCUCCAGAAAAAAAACCAGGAAGCCGAGACCUCCGCAGAAACCGACCUCGCCAAGUUCAAUCCGCAGGACCGGAAUACUUGGCGCAACGACCCGCAUCUGCGGAACUUUCUUUCUUUUUCCUUCACGGGGGAGUUGAGGCCUUGGCCCAUCCUGCAGUGCAUGCGUUCGGUGCCUCCCCACAUUCAGCAGCCAGACUACGCACUCUCGGGCGUCCCUCAGUCCGAACUCGACUCUCGACGGAAAAGCAACGUCCACGUUCACUCUGAGGAGGAAAUCCAGCGUCUGCGAGAGACAUGCCUCCUGGGCCGCCGAGCCUUGGACUACGCGCACAGCCUCGUGAAGCCCGGCGUCACGACAGAGGAAAUAGAUGCGAAGGUGCAUGCAUUCAUUGUGGACAAUGGAGGAUACCCUUCCCCCCUGAACUAUCAACAAUUUCCGAAGUCCUGCUGCACUUCCGUCAACGAAGUCAUUUGUCACGGCAUCCCGGACUUCCGACCUCUUCAAGACGGAGACAUUGUGAACAUAGACAUCACAGUUUUCUUCAAGGGCAUGCACGGAGAUUUGAACGAAACGUACUGCGUUGGCGACAAUGUCGACGAAGACAGCAAACGCCUCAUAAAAGGCGCCUACGAGUGCCUCAUGGAGGCUGUUAAGCAGUGCCGGCCCGGCAUGAUGUACCGCGACGUGGGCCGCAUCGUCUCCGAUGUCGCUGACAAGUACAACCUCUCGGUCGUUCGGUCGUACUGCGGCCAUGGCAUCGGCGAACUCUUCCAUACGACGCCAAACAUUCCUCACUAUCGAAGAAACAAAGCAAUCGGAGUCAUGAAGCCUGGCCAUGUCUUCACGAUCGAGCCGAUGAUCAACGCGGGCAAGUCUGGAGACCUGCUCUGGCCCGACAACUGGACAGCGUGUACCAUCGACGGACGGCGGUCGGCGCAGUUCGAACACACUCUGCUGGUCACUGAAACAGGCGUCGAGAUUCUCACCAAACGCCUCCCCUGCUCUCCCCCGCUCGACUUCGACGCCUCGGCGUACGACAACUUGUGAACCUCCCCGACGCGUGAUCCAACAACCGGUUUCGCGACAUGCAGCCCCGAGCGAAAAUGACAUCCAGGAGAAAUCCGCCGUGGAACACCACGGAUGGUAGUGGACAUUUACCAGACAAAGGAGAACAACAGAGCGGAGGAGAGCAGAAGAGGACGAUGGUAAACAAGGAAUAUGUUCUAUACCAUAUACAUAUAUAUA